GGGCUGAGCCCGUCCUUUCCAUAUCAUGUUUAUCAUCACCAUCAUCCACCGCAUAUCCUUUCGCCAUGGACUUUUAGUUAAGAAACAAACAACCUGCAACCUCUCCUACUCUUAUCCCUCAUCUCUAUCCACCACAACACCUCCCUCUCCGGCACCAACUGUACACACAUACACACACAACAUCAAACAAGAUGAUGCCCACACUCAUGGGAGGCGUUCUCCCCGGGCCUGUUCCCACACCCUAUCACACCGAUACCUUCUUGGACGACUUGUCGAGACAAAUGGCUCUCUCCCAGGCGUCACGGAGACUAUCUAGAGGCUCCAACGGACAACGCAACACAGGAGCUAUGCGUGUAGCCAAGCCCACCAGCGCCAGCAACAGCCCGAGAUCUUCAGCAGCCAUGCAGGCAAGGAGGAGAACUGUGGUGAACGAUGGAAAUCUGGCGAGGCGGAGGCAGCAGCCCAUGGACCAAGUUCCGAUGCCCGACUACGGAUCUCAGUCACGACCGAGUCGUCCCCUUAGCUGGCACCCUUCGACCUUUCAACAACAGAAGAUGGCCAUCCCUCAGAGCAUGGCCCAAUACCCAUUCCCUCCUGUCACUUCGGUAUACGACACGGACAGCUAUCACGUAUACCAGCAAUUCCCGCCAACACCGGCGGCCUACUCGUGCAACACCUCCCCUGUUGCCUCCUUUUCCCCUCUCUCACUCCCCUUUGGAGGAUAUGAUGGAUCCAACUACCUGCCUGUUGAGGGUUGGGACGUAUCUCAUCAAGCACCGCCGGCCUAUGUUUCAUCAGACACAACCGGCUACGCUGAGCCCUUCCCAUCUCUACCAACUACGCUCCCGGAUCUUACACCAUCUUCCACCUCGACGCAUUGGAACUCGCACCACAUGCAUGGCUUCACUAGCACCUCUCCGCCCACUCCCGAAACGCUGCCGCAGGCCCAGCAGCCCCAACCCAUUGUACCAAAUGAGGACACCAUCCCUUAUCAACCCCUCGAUGAGCCUGAGGAGGAGGGAGAGAUCCUUGUGGGCAUGGGACUCUACGACGCUCCCGACAAGUACGAUCAGGACCCGCAACUCGACACAUCUCGUUCUGCCAUGUCCUCGCUCCUGGGCACAUCUUUCCGCCCUCUGGAGGGUACGGGCAAGGGCCUGAAGCUGGAAGAGUCGUGGCAGCCUCCUGAGAGCGACGACGAGGAUGAGGAUGACCAGGACGACGCCGAUGGCGAGGACUCGGAUUAAUGACACGGUCAACACCAAAGAACAACUCUUACACGUUACAACACCAGCGCAAGCGUUUUAUGAUUUUUAUGACGACAACCUGUAGACUAUGUAUGAUAUCAAGAAGACGUAACACGAAAAACGGGACUUGGGGAUCUUUGGGACCAUGGAGCAUUAGGUAUGCUCCUCAUGUCAGAGAGGGGAGAAAGAUCAAAGGAAAGACAAAUACCCAAAGAUGGAAGCAUGGGCCAAAUCUGUGGCCCUGGCGUCGCAAAAGGAAGAGGCCCAUGGCAAGGCCUAGAUAGAAACAAUCAAAACGCGUAAAGCGAAAAACAAACAAGACACAAAUCUGUUUCUCCUCGGACCUUGACGUGACUACGUGUAUCGAUCAAGAGCAACAAUCGCCACGCAGUUUUAGGAGUUGCAACGCAGCUGC
Messenger RNA from Colletotrichum godetiae, 1662 nucleotides. RefSeq lists its product as uncharacterized. Bases 192 to 1247 code for a protein of 351 amino acids. The record is from RefSeq and is a predicted model, not a curated record. Lineage: Eukaryota; Fungi; Ascomycota; Sordariomycetes; Glomerellales; Glomerellaceae. The transcript has a single exon.